This is a messenger RNA of Saccoglossus kowalevskii, 1365 nucleotides long. RefSeq names its product sphingolipid delta(4)-desaturase DES1-like. Gene Ontology annotation, cellular component: membrane. NCBI's taxonomy places the organism in Eukaryota, Metazoa, Hemichordata, Enteropneusta, Harrimaniidae. Gene Ontology annotation, molecular function: sphingolipid delta-4 desaturase activity. Gene Ontology annotation, biological process: ceramide biosynthetic process. The record is from RefSeq and is a predicted model, not a curated record.
UGUACGUACAAUCAUUAACUGUGUCAUCGGUAUACUAGUAUAUAGUGGGUGUGUUUCGCGUCUGUAUUCUGUCCGAAUUGAAGCAACAGUGGGAUAAACUGCAUUAUUUCAUUUUUGAAAGCAGUGUUGGUGAGCAGCAAUCAUGGGUGCGAGCGUCACACGCGAUGAGUUUGAAUGGGUUUACACUGAACAGCCACAUGCAGUCAGACGGCGGGAGAUGCUAGCAAAAUAUCCUCAGAUAAAGAAGUUAAUGGGACAUGAUACUGCCAUUGUCAAGUACGUGUUCCUCGUGGUUGCUCUUCAGAUCUUUGCAUGUUGGUUACUUCAAUCUGCAUCAUGGGGAACAAUAAUCAUCAUUGCGUAUGUCUUUGGAGGAACAAUGAAUAAAUGCAUGCAAGCAGCAAUGCAUGAAAUCUCACACAAUCUUGCUUUUGGUCACAGUCGGCCUAUGUGGAACCGCCAUCUUGGAAUAAUCAGUAACCUUCCUCUCGGGGUUCCGGCGUUCAUAUCUUUCAAGAAGUAUCACACAGAACAUCAUCGGUAUCUAGCGAUGGACGAGCUAGAUCCGGACAUUCCAUCUGAGUUGGAAUGUAAACUUUUCCGCAACACUUUCACCAAAAUUAUCUUUGUACUCCUGCUGCCAUUUACAUAUUCCCUUCGGCCGUUUAUCCGAAGACCCCGGCCAAUUUCAAUAUAUGAGAUCUACAAUGCUGUUGCAGCCAUCUCUUGUGAUGCUUUGCUGUAUUACAUGUGGGGAUUUAAACCAGUUGCGUACCUUGUCAUCAGUACGAUUCUUGGUGGUGGAAUCCACCCACUUGGAGCGCAUGCUAUUGCUGAACAUUAUCUCUUCCAGAAGGGGUUCGAAACGUACUCCUAUUACGGCCCUUUGAACAUGUUAACUUUCAAUCUGGGAUAUCACUGGGAACAUCAUGACUUUCCAAACAUACCAUAUACUAGAUUACCACAGCUGCAGAAAAUAGCCCCGGAGUACUAUGUAAAUCAGCCAAAAGUCUCCUCCUGGCCGGGAACAAUAUGGAAAUUCAUAUUCGAUCCAGAGCUUGGUCCCUAUGCACGGAUAAAAAGACCUCGUGGAAAUGUCAAUCCUGAUAAAUAUAGAGACGAUUAGUUUAGAGCGUCAUAAAUGUACCAAAAUAAAAAGUAUUGUAAUGAUAUACCAGCAACACAUUGAGAUGGUGAAUCACUCAGUUAAAAUUAUCUAUGUAUGAUAGUGUUUUCAAAAUUUAAUUCUGGUAAAAAUAUCUAUGCGUUAUAUAUUACAGUUAUUGUCAUGUUAUUUGACAGUAACAUCGGAUGAAAUAAAUAGUAUUUAAUGUUGUAAAUUGUACUAGAUAUUUGGAUACAACA